AUGGAACUCUUUGGUCUGCUUUGUCCACCUUUACUUCUGCUGAUUUCUCUGAACUAUUCAGCUGCAGCCCCUGCACUUUUUGCAUUGUCACAAACAUCCAGCUGGAGAGACUUCUAUACUGCUCAGGAAUAUCUUGACAAAUACUACACACCACAAGAAGGACACCAUGUUGGAGAAAUUACAAGCGGUGAUUCCAUGACAAAGAAGGUUCAACAAAUGCAGGCAUUCUUUGGCUUACGGGUCACUGGGAAGCUGGACUAUAGUACCAUGGAUGUUAUAAAGAGGCCUCGGUGUGGUGUCCCUGACAUAGCAAACUAUCGACUUUUCCCAGGGGAACCAAAAUGGAAAAAAAAUACAUUGACGUACAGAGUGAAAAAAUAUACCCCCAGUUUAAGUCAUGCAGAAGUGGACAAGGCUGUGGAGAUGGGUUUGAAAGCAUGGAGUGCUGCUGCCCCUUUGAACUUUGUAAAGACAACAUCAGGGGAAGCAGAUAUUAUGAUUUCAUUUGAAAAUGGAGAUCAUGGAGAUUCGUACCCAUUUGAUGGGCCUCGUGGGACUCUAGCACAUGCUUUUGCACCUGGGGAAGGACUGGGUGGAGACACUCAUUUUGACAACGCAGAGAAAUGGACAAUGGGGAUGAAUGGAUUUAAUUUGUUCACUGUUGCUGCUCAUGAAUUUGGCCAUGCGCUGGGUCUUGCUCAUUCUGCUGAUCCAUCAGCUUUGAUGUAUCCAACAUACAAAUAUCAACAUCCAUUUGGCUUCCAUCUCCCCAAAGAUGAUGUGAAAGGAAUCCAGGCACUAUAUGGGUCACGGCUAACAGGCUCUAGAGCACCCCAAGUCCCACACCUGCCUGUGCCCAAACCACCAGCACCAACUAUUCCAGACCACUGUGACUCCAGUUUUUCAUUUGAUGCUGUCACCAUGCUGGGGAAGGAACUUCUUUUUUUCAAAGAUAGGCUCUUCUGGAGAAGGGAGACUCAACUCAAAGCAAGUGUCCAGCCACUCUCCAUUAGAGGAUCCUUCCCUCAGCUCAUGUCCAAUGUAGAUGCUGCCUAUGAAGUGCCCAAUAGAGGAGUUGCUUAUUUCUUCAAGGGCCCUCAUUACUGGACAACUCAUGGUUUCCAAUUUCUGGGUCCUCCCCGAACCAUUGCAGACUUUGGGUUUCCUAGGAAUGUGCUACACAUUGAUGCAGCUGUUCACCUAAAAGAUGAAAAGAAGACACUCUUCUUUGUAGGAGAUGAAUAUUACAGCUUUGAUGAAGUAAAAAGGAAAAUGGAGAAUGAUUUCCCAAAGAGCAUUGAGGAUGAGUUCUCAGGAAUCAAUGGCAGAAUAGAUGCAGCUGUAGAGGUGAACGGAUUCAUUUACUUCUUUUCUGGGCCUAAAGCCUAUAAAUAUGACCGGGAAAAAGAAGAUGUGGUUCACAUUGUGAAAUCUGGUUCCUGGGUAGGUUGCUGAGCUAAAGCAGACAUUGGAUGAUCACAGUGAACUAGAAGAAAUAAUUGAUCAUGUCAGCAAGAAUCAAAGACUUGCAUUCCUUUUUUUAUUGUCAUCUUCAUCAUAAUCAAACAAUGACAAAAAAAUCCCAGAAACAAAAAAGAGAUAAGCACAUUCACAUCAACAUCCUGAUUACAUUUUGGAUAGUUUAAUAAAUUCCUCCAUCCAUAAUUGUUAUGGAUAUGUCCAUGUUAUGUGAGUAACUCUUUAAAGGUCUGCCCUAUAGGCUCAGAGACAUGGGCCCUACAACAAGGGAAAUCAAGCCCCACAAGACUAAGCUGUGGAGGACUAAUUUCCUCCUACAUUAUCUGGCAAAAUUGGAUUACCGAGACUUCAAUGUAGUUGAACUUCCUCAAGCAUCAUCAACCAAAAGUGUGCUAAAUGAUUGAACAAUAAGAAAUAUUGUUGUAAUUCAGCCCUCUCUGCGAUGAUACAGACUCUCUACAAUCUAUCCUAUAGCAACUUUCACUAGAGAGGAAGCUACGCAGAACAUAUGAAGGGCAUUUCUAAGUUGACUUUGUACUUGGCAAAGUCUUCAGAUGUUUGAAUGAUAAUGGGAAAAGUAAUUUGGACUCCACCUGUAAGUAUUUGCAAGUAGGGAUAUUUAAUAACAAUCUGCUUGUCAAUGUUGAAACUGGAAAUGACCCUGGGAAGGGAGGAAGACCCAAAGAAAGGCCUUGUCUCAACAAGUUUCCUACCACCAUGCCCCUUUGGAAGAAUGAUUCUUCAUGAUGUUUCCUGAUGCUCCACUUUGCACCUAGAGCAAUCCUAAAUAAUUGACACAGCAUUGUUUUGGGGCAAGGGUAGGAAUGGUGGCCAUGGCCAAUAGAAAUAACUACCGAUAGAAACAUUACCAUCAUUAAUUCAGGCAGCAGGAAGAAAAAUAAGAAUGACAUCCACUGCCCAUGUGACUCAGUAAGUCCCUACUCCCAAUUGUAAAAUAAACAAAUGGCUCCUCUUUCUCAAAAUCUCAAAAAUAUUUUACUUAUUAGAGUGGCAAAUCUGUAAGGGCUAUUUCACCUAGUUUCAGAUCACAGGUGAGUGUUUCUGUUUAUUUGGAUCAAUCCACAUAGACAGUGGAGAUUUUUCAGUUUGCUUGUUUUCAGGGAAAGAUUUAGAUACAGGCAGUCCUUGAGUUACAAACAUCCAACUUACAAAUGGUUCACAGUUAAGAAUGGGAACAAUGCAACAGGAAGUGAGAGAAAUCUAUCCCUAGAAAGGGAAAUUCACUCCCUUUCACUUAUCAUGGGGAAAAGAUGUCUCACCUGCGGUGUUUUUUUUUUUUUUUUUUUUGCUAUCUGUGCCCCUGUUCAGAAGAUUUCACCUCACUUUCUCCCCCUGUGAUAAUUGGAUUUUGAAAAAUGUGGCUUGUUGUGGAAACACGGAUUGGGGAUAAAGCUUCAGUGGAGACACCUAUUCCCCAUGAUAACUCUUUCAGGAUUGAAUUUCUCUUCCUAGGGGUAGAUUUCUCUCACUUCCUGUUGUCUCAACCCUGUUCUUAACUGUGAAUCAUUUGUAAGUCAGAUGUUUGUAACUCAGGGAGUGCCUGUACAAACAUACUGUGUUUAAGUAGGAUAAAAUUAAGACCAAUAUGUUUAUCCUACACAUUAUUAUUCAAUAUAUAGUAACAGUAUUUUUUUUUCAAAUUUACAUGAAAACAAAAUUAGCUAUGAAAAGUGAAAUGAUCUGGAGACAAUUUCUACAUAUACCAUAGACUGCUUAAAAAGAAAGAAAGAAAUUGCUUGGUUUUAACAAAUCAACCUUGAACUCUCUCUAGAAGCUAAGAUUACUAAACUGAGACUAUUGUACACUGUCUAUAUCAUGAUAAGACAUGACUCACUAGAAAAGACAAUAAUGCUUGUUAAAAUGGAAAACAGUAUGCAAUUUAAAAAAAAAUCACAUUCCAGAUGACAGACUCAAUCAAUAAAGCCAUGGUACUGAAUCUGUAAAGUCUGAGAGGGUUAAUUAAGAUAGGUGACCUGAAGACCUUUGAGUCAUGGGGAUACUAUUAGUUGAAGUUGACAGGAUGUAAUCAACAACAACAAAUCAAUGGGGUUGCAGCUGUACAAGCCAAGUCAGUGAGGCCCUUAAGCAUUUAUAGUAAUUGCACCAUUGGCAGUAGAGCCUUUUUAGUGAUAGUUACCAAGGUGUAAAAUACUUUCCCUCAAGAAAACUGUUAGCUAUCUGAUUAGAACAAGAAAUGCAAGCAUCUUCGAUUGAAGUAUUAUUCCUAGGUUAGCAUGACAUCUUGCUUAUGGAGCCAAAGGCCUCCUUCCCCUUUCCAAGCAAAAGAGAAUUUGUGUUGCACUGUAGCCCUGGAACACUUUUUCACCCAACACCACACAAUGAUCAGAUAAUCCAAUAAGUAAAAGUUUAUUAAUAAAAAGAAAAGGGCACAUUAAAAAAGAAUAAUCAAAAGUACAAAAAAUAAUUCCCAAUGAGAUCAAGAGUUCAUCAGCUUUUGAACCAAGGUAACGAACAGCAAUCCACUGAGAUUUGAGUUAACACAUAGCAAAAGAAUCCUCCAGCAGGAUAUUGUUCAAAUGUGAUAGCCAUAAACAUGAAAAUAGGAACACAUGAAAGACAAAAACCUCCAACAACAUGAAGUCAUAAACAGAAAUCAAACCAAGAAUCUUGAAAUACAGGAAACAGGAACUUGGGACUAGAAACUGAGAGCUGUUUCCCCUUUUUACAACAUUGUUCCUACUAAAGUCCUGACAGCCCAGAAGCCACUUAAAAGGCUUCAAUUCCCCCCAUGACAUCACUUCACACACACCUUUUUCUCUCCUUAUCUCUAGGCCUCUGAGAAAAAUGAGUUUGUUUUUGUUUUACAUUCUGCCACCUAAUUUCAAGGCAACUUGAUCUGAAAAAUCUUUGUCUCCCACAUUCUCCUCCAAAGACCACUCUGGUCUAUUCUCCUGGAAACUGAUACCACUUUCUCCCAUUGCCUGGGAAAAGCUAGGAGAUUCCAAAACAUCUCCCUCCAGGCCCCUGCUAUCUUCCACAGACAUUACAGGUUACAAUCCAUCAUCCCCUUCCUCAUCCUCUGAGCACUCAAAAAGCUAAUCCAAUGCUUGCCAGGCUAUAACAAUUUGAAUGAGUGAGGGCUCUUCCAGACAGACCCUAUUUCGCAGGAUCUGAUCCCAGGUUUUCUGUUUAUCCCAGAUUAUCUGGUGGUGGGGACUCAUAUAAUCAAGUUUAAAGCAGAAUCUUUGAGUUUAAAGCAAAUCAGAUCCUGGGAUAUAAAGCCUGUCUGGAAGGGCCCUACACGUUUGGAAACAUUCCUCUUUUUUUAAAUAAAAAAAGUAGAAUUACCAAGUUCUGAAAAGUGUUCCUUGCAAAGUCAAAGAAAUAAACAAUAUGUGGGUAGGGGUUUUCUUAUCUAUUUUAAAGGUUGAGGCAGACCUUUUUCUAAACAGGGUAAUUUAUAUCUUAACUAUGUCUAUCAAUAUUUUGAAGUAUUCAGUUUUGGAAUAAUCCCAUUUUAACUACUUACCAUAUUUCUAUAACAAAGAUCGACCACUUAGAAGAGCAGGACAUUUUUUCGUAUGCUCCCAGAUCUGUGAGUUUUUCUUUGUGAAAUCCACUUGGCUUCCUGCUAUUUUUCUUAGAUAGAAAGACAAACACAUAAGCAGAUGGCCAGAAAGAUAAAUAGACUUUUCUUAUCUUAGAAGCCUUUUAGGGGUUAUUCAGAAACACAUUUUUGACAAGUAUUCUGAAUUUGUUUUGAACAGUUUCAUUUCAUCUCAUUUUAUAUGGUUUUGUUUGGAGCUAUUAUUAAACCCGUGAAUCCUCUUGGAGACAUUUGUUAUUGUUAUUGAAAGGCA
Molecule: messenger RNA, 5321 nt
Organism: Anolis carolinensis (green anole)
Lineage: Eukaryota; Metazoa; Chordata; Lepidosauria; Squamata; Anolidae
Gene: mmp20
Product: matrix metallopeptidase 20
Exons: 10
Coding region: 1-1455 (484 amino acids)
Biological process (GO): collagen catabolic process; amelogenesis; proteolysis
Cellular component (GO): extracellular matrix
Molecular function (GO): metalloendopeptidase activity; zinc ion binding
Source: RefSeq, a predicted model, not a curated record